Spinacia oleracea (spinach) is the source of this 1802-nucleotide messenger RNA. RefSeq lists its product as uncharacterized. Bases 562 to 1386 code for a protein of 274 amino acids. Lineage: Eukaryota; Viridiplantae; Streptophyta; Magnoliopsida; Caryophyllales; Amaranthaceae. The record is from RefSeq and is a predicted model, not a curated record. The transcript has 5 exons.
CUAAGAGAAUAAAAACUAAAAAAAACUACCACACAGUACCCAAUGCAUAGGAAGGGAUUGGACUUUGAGAUAGGGAGGGAAGUAAAAAUACUAAAGAACUGAAAGGAGAUUAAUCAUACACGUCAUUCUCAUUUCUAAUACUUCAGCAAAAUAUUGUACUACUUACUAGUCUCUCAAGAGGAGGCAAAGUUAACACCGACUACAAAUCAAUUGUAGUUAUGUCUGUAUGUAGGUUCUACUUCUACAUAUCAUGUUUGCCGUUUCGUCUACCUUACCUAUUGGCUAUUACUGCCUCUGUCCUACAAUAAAAUUUCUAAUGAUUUCUAGAAACAAACUCUUGCUAUUGUUUUUUCUACUUUUUUUAAAUGUUUUAAAACAUAAAUAGAUGGAUAAAAUUAUCACAUCUCUGAUCACAGAGUCAAACAAAAUGUUGGUUUCAAAACGUAGUAUUAAUGCCAGUUUCUGCCACUAGUAAUAUCCUCCUUCUCCUCACCCUCCGCUAAGCAUAACUGGUUUCAUUCCCUAUCAGCUCUUAGUUCAGAAAACUUAGCAGUAACAAAAAUGUCAGACUCAAGCAGUUUCUCCUCAACAACCUCUAAAGGCAUUGCUGCCAUUGUUGGGGUAGGCCCAAAACUUGGAAAAUCCAUCGCCCGCAAGUUUGCUCAUGAAGGCUACACAGUUGCCAUCCUCUCAAGGGAUUUAGUGAGGCUAGGAAGGAUUGCAGAAGAGAUAGCAAGGGAAGAGAAAGCUCAAGUGUUUGCCAUAAGAAUUGACUGCUCAGAUACCAGAAGUGUUACAGAAGCUUUUGAAGGGGUUCUCUCUCUCGGAUUCGUCGAAGUGUUGAUCUAUAAUGCUGCAUACCAACCACUCUCUUUGCAUCCAAAAAAUUUCACUGACAUUCCAGUCAAUUCUUUUGAGAAAUCGCUCGCUGUUUCAUCUGUUGGUGCCUUUCAUUGUGCUAAGCAGGUUCUUCCAGGUAUGAUGGAGAGAGGGAAAGGGACAAUACUCUUUACAGGCUGUUCAGCUUCUCUCAAUGGCAUGUCUGGCUUCUCUGAAUUAUGUUGUGGGAAGUUUGCGUUAAGAGGACUAUCACAGUGCCUGGCAAGAGAAUUUCAGUCACAGGGAAUACAUGUUGCUCAUGUUAUCAUUGAUGGAUUGGUCGGAGCACCCAGGGUGCCAAGUAUAUUGCAGAGAGCAAAUGUUGGGGAGCAACAAAGCGGAGGAGGAGGAGCAGCAGUAGCAGUAGCAGCAGCAGCAGCAGCAGCAGAUGGCCUGAUGGACCCAGAUGCUCUAGCUCAAACCUACUGGCACUUGCAUCUUCAAGAUCGCUCAGCUUGGACACAAGAGAUUGACCUUCGUCCUUCAACCACAUUUAGGUUCUUCUAGUUCCAAACCAGUCCACAAUCCACACUCCAACCAUGCAACUAGUAUGUUUUACCCAUUUUUUACACCCUUGUACUAAAACAGUCAAUUCACGGCGUCUAAAAUAUUUGAACCAGCAAAAAGCUAAAACUACCAUCACUUGUCAUCAACAAGUCAGUCAUUUGGCAACCACUGGGUUUCAAAUCAUAGUUUGGUAUUGUGUUGAUUUGGGGAAGAAAAAAAAAAUGGAGAUGUGAUUGGAAAUGUUGAGUUAAAUUUGCACGACACCAGAUCUUGAGUUAAAUCCAAGUUGACAAGUGAGGGUGGAUGGGAAAUGUUGUUGUGAUUGAUUCUUUUUAUUUAUUUAUUUAUGUUUGAACUGUGUGUAUAAGAAUUUGCUCUCUUUUUUGGUGGAUAUUCAGACUAUUGUCGAUUUCGUA